UGUUAAUGUUUUCCACGCAGACAGUCGACUGAGCCGCUCAACGAAACAGGGGGUCACGUUGGGCAGCUGGUCAAUAUUUGAAAAGAAAAGGGAAUUUCAGUAGCUAAAUGUCAUACGCGGAAUAUUUCGUGACUAGUGCCUCUACAAUUGGUCGAUAAUGCGGCCUCUGCGUAAAGAGACACAACACACUAGAAAAGAAACAAGACUAACAGUCGUCUCUUAAUGUGGGACGCCCUAUGUGUUCGAACGAAGCAGACCACGCUGUUCGGUCGCAUCUUACAGUUUCCGUCACUGUUGCAGUUCUUAUCGCCACCUCGUUGAUUAUUUAGCUGGCCGUUGUUGGCGAAACACCACUCUCCCUUCAUCUCGGCCAUUUCGGAAAACAUGGCCGAUUACUCAGUGAAACUUUUUUGAGGACAGAAAGAAGCCUGUGUACCCUUUGUGUGUGUGUGUGUGUGUGUUUGCUCAUUCCAAAGUUGGAGUUUGAGUGCCGUUGGACUCUUCCCCCCUAAGUUUGACAAGUUCGUUGACCUACGUGCUGUAUAUGUGGCGUUUGUCUUUCACUCUCUCUUUACCGUUGCAGCUCAUGAACCGACGUACUUAAAAUAAAAUUUCGAGUGAAAACUGUGAAAUCGAAAGAGUGCAACAGCGUGUGUGUGUACGUCCUCAGUUUCGGGGUCCAGCCGAAACGGCUCAGGGUUUGACCUCAAUUUCGGCGUUCUUUCUGAGUUGGCUUUGCUGCUGGCACAGAAUAUCCUUUAAAAAAAAAACCAGUCGAGCCGGCUUUUAUAGUUGUUCAGCCAUUUCAACUCGGGGGAAAUAUAAAAAGACCUGGUGUCAAGUUGGUUCGUGCUCUCGAACGAUGGAGAACGGCAAUGGAGUAGACAGCUGUGACAAAGCUGAAGUGAAUCUGGAUAAAAAGCCUGAAACUGCUGCUGCUGUUGUUAUCAUGGCAUUGGAAGAUGAAAAGUUGCCACCGUCGGGUUUAGCUACAGACGAUGGCGUGUCGGAAGACAAACUUAAAACGUGUAAUACCGUUGACAACAACAAAGAUUCGCCAAGUCAAAAUGCUGAAGUGCCAGAAACCAUAAAAGCAGAAGAAAAUGUAGAAUCGAAAGAAAAGUCUAGUGAAGAAACAGCCAAAGAAGAAGAAGUUAAAGAAAACGGAGAGGUUGUAGUAGACAUUGUUCCGACAAUUAAGGUGGAGCCUGAGCAAGUUGAAACGGUAGAAGAAAAACCGUUAUCACCGCCCCCGGAGAAGAUGGAUGAUGCGGAGGCGUCUGCUGAAGUGAAAAAGGCCAAGGAGGCGUCGGUGGAUGAGGCCAAAGAAUCUACGAUGGAUGAAGUUGAGGAAGACGAAGAAGAAAUUUCAGGAGACAAUGACAAGAUAAACUCCAACGCCGAAAUGGAAAUGGAGGAUCAACAGUCGUCGACUUCAUCCUCUCCAUCGGCCUUGCACAUCCAUUUGGAUGAGGAGGACAAGGACGAGUCCUUGAAUGACAAGGACAAGGAAACUGCAGACCCUUCACUACCUCUGAUUAGCAAUGUGGUCAGUCUGUCGUCGAUCGCGUCAUCGUCGUCAUCGCUGACGCCUCCACCGCCUACGCGUUCCGUCCAGUCACCGUCUACUCAACCUCCUUCGCCCACGCCUUCGGCCGAAUCUGGAAACAGCAGCGUCCGUCGUACCACACUCCGUUUUAAACGAGGCAUCGAAAUUAGUUUCGACGUAGAUCAAAACGGCCAGCCGGUUAGCGUCAAUAAUCACGAAGCCAAUAAUCCCAUGCCAUCGGCUUCGUCAGGAGAACCCCGACAGAAACGUGGGCGCAUGGAGGAAGAGGACGAGGAGGAUGCCAGUCAGCCGGAUAUAUCAGAACUGGAUGCCGAAGGGACGAGUAAUGUUCUGUCGUCUGUCCAAAAAGAUAUCCGCACUCUGCGUUUCAUGGCCAAACAAAAAGAAAAAGAAUGGAACUACAUUCUAAAGUUGAUGAAGGUUAAGGAGGAAUUGCAAGCCAAAUUGAUGCGACGAAGGGAAGUGUUGAAGAUUACCUCAUCCAGCAUCCGUAAAAAUGUACCCAACUCCAACCAAACUCACACUGUGGCUCAGGCCCAUGUUCAACACCAUCAACAACAACAACAGUCGGGUGCAUCCAACCUACAAAGUUUCAUUAAUCAUUCACUGAACACCAUGAUGGGCAAAUCAUCCGGCUUGUCAAAAAGCAUCAUGUCCAACAGCCCCGUAAUGAAUCAUCAGCAGUCGCAACAACUUAUCCAACAACAGCAACAGUUGCAGCACCAGCAUCAACUUCAACAACAUCAGCUACAUCAACAUCAGCUCCAGCAGCAAGCCAAAAUGAACCGCCAACGACCAAUUCUACCCAAACCUAGCCUGCAAAUCCAUCCGGAAGUUCAGAUGUGGACCCAGCAACAGCAGCAGCAACAACAACAACACAACCAACACAACCAUCACCAUCACCACCAUCAUCAUAGCAACAAUAACAACAAUAGCUCGAAUAACCAUCACCACCACAACACUGUAGUGGAUUCAGUCGUUGGAGCCUGUGCGGAUUCACAGGCGGAUGCCCGGAAUCGUCAAGGCACUAUUAGCGUUCAGUCGCUAAUUGCCGACUAUCGAGCCAAACAUCCCGAAGAAAUACCGACACGUGGAAGACGAAUCCGACAGCCAUCUAGGAUUUGCAAUGAUCCCAAUUCGUCCAGCAGUCCACCUCCAAAUUCCCAACCUGGUGGGCAGGAAGGAGCCAAUAUGAGCUUCAAGGACGUACUGCUCCAGUUCGCCAAAAUGAGCAGCCGUCAAGGCCACCCGAAUCCGGUGGAUAUGAUCCAAGUGGGAAAGGAGUCGCCGGGGACUUCUGGGAAUAGCGCCAUGGCGGGAAGCAGCAGCAGCGGCGGUGGUGGUGGUGGUGGUGGUAGUAGCAGUGCGGCGGCUCUUCAGAGUCUGGCCGCUGCCCGUAAUGCACGCAGCAGCCCACACACGGCCGGUUUAUCGGCUGGUUCUAUUCUACAGAGCGCUCUCAGCGGUGGACGAACUAACCCUAAUUUCGCUCCUACUUUGGCCCAACUGCUUACCAACCCGGCCAAUGAGCAGCAGCAGCAGCAACAGCAGCAGCAACAACAACAACAACAUCCACAUCAGUCACCUUUGAGUAGCAGCCAUCAGCCAGCAAUUUCUAUUCCAGUCGCAACAGCCUCAUCAUCCUCAUCUUCAGCGGCCGUUGCGGCUGCGGCGGCGGCCGCAGCCGCAGCUUCUGCAGCCUCUUCUGCCGAAGUUUUAACUCUCUCCAACCUCUUAGCUACAGCCAGGGGUCACGUAACUAUCACGUCUGAACGGGCUGAGCUCGCCAACGACGACGUCACUGUAGUGGUAAAAUUUCAAACUAGAAACUUGAUCUCGUCUAACGCUAACCCUCGCUUUUUUCCUUUUUCUUUUGUAUUGAUUUUUCGCUUGGCCAUAUUAGGGCGGAUCAACUUCCGGCGGCCGGAACGUGUCGUCCAACAACGGCAACUACUUGCGAACCAGUGGUGGGAGCGAAGUGCCAAAGUGUCAAGGCUGCAACGAACGGGUGGCGCAAUUUGUGUGUGCCGGAUGUUCCAGCCAAUGGUAUUGCAGUCGAGAAUGUCAGGUGGCCGCCUGGGAGGAACAUUCUGAGCAUUGCGUUGGUUGAAAAUUGAAAAUCCAGCAAAAUAAAAAUGCAGCAAAGUAUAAAGAAAAAAGAAAAUUGAAUUCCAUCCACGCCAGGGUGAGGACUGAGAGGAAGAAAAGAAAAGGACGAAAAAAGAAAAUUAUAUUUUUUGAAUGAAAUGGAAAAAAUUAAGAAUCGAGAGUGUGUUAGUGCAAACGCUGUUGAGUCGACCAUCUUCAGUUUACAGGUUGUUUUUUUUUUGUUCAGAUGAAAACGAAUGGUAUCUACAUAUCCACUUCUUUUUAAUAACAAGUAUCGAUUGGUAUGCUAAAUUGUGUUGCGUAAAUUACGUCAAGCGUAAUGUUCAGUUUUCUGUGUUCUGCCAUUUGUUUUUUCUGUUGAAAAGAAUGACGGUGGUUUUGUUGGAAUUAUAAGGAGAAAGAGGUAGGAGAGAAAGA
Molecule: messenger RNA, 4096 nt
Organism: Daphnia pulex (common water flea)
Lineage: Eukaryota; Metazoa; Arthropoda; Branchiopoda; Diplostraca; Daphniidae
Product: homeotic protein female sterile-like
Exons: 6
Coding region: 863-3664 (933 amino acids)
Source: RefSeq, a predicted model, not a curated record